Messenger RNA from Epinephelus fuscoguttatus (brown-marbled grouper), 2715 nucleotides. RefSeq names its product plasmalemma vesicle associated protein a (gene plvapa). Gene Ontology annotation, cellular component: caveola. The coding region runs from base 318 to 2429 and encodes 703 amino acids. The transcript has 6 exons. The record is from RefSeq and is a predicted model, not a curated record. Gene Ontology annotation, biological process: regulation of vascular permeability; positive regulation of cellular extravasation. NCBI's taxonomy places the organism in Eukaryota, Metazoa, Chordata, Actinopteri, Perciformes, Serranidae.
CACCUCACACACAAUCUGAUCAAUUUCCAAGCUGUCAACACUGCUGGUAGGAAACGUCUGGUCAGCGUCGUUAGUGCCUUUGGCUUUGUUAGAGGAAGGUUGCACAACUUUACAAGAAAUGGACUGAAUCAUCAGGCUGCACUAAAAUAAUUCAGCAUUGUUUUAUUUGUUCAUUUGGCUUGCGCUUGCGAGUGCUGAGGAGGAACGUGCCUGUCUUCUGAUAUAGAGAUGAACUUAGUUUGAACUUGGCUUGCUGCUCGUAGUCAUCCUCAAACUUCACCACUUCUUACUGACCCUUUGUGUGGCCAUCAGCACCCAUGUACAGCAGCGGCUACUCUCACGUCUCCAAGUCCAGCCCGCAUGCCCAAAAGAAGAUGCAGUACCGCUCAAAGGGCAAGAGCUGUGGCUACUACAUGCGCAUUGUCUUCUUCUUCUCCUCGCUCAUUCAGUCUCUCAUCAUAGUCAGCCUGGUGCUCUUUCUGGUCUAUGGUAAGUCGCAGGACUCGGCGUCCAUGUCACGGAUUCACGACCUGGAGGAGAGCUUCAGCCGACUCUCCAUAGAAAACGUCUUCCUGAGACAGCAGAGGAAGAACCUGACCAACUUACUCAACACCACCCUGACAGAGAAAGCCCGUAAUGACUGGGACCUGGUCAACCUCCGCUACUUCUCCAACAUCUCAGCCAUUCUCAUCCAAGAUAUGGACAGGAAGAUGCAACAGUGCUACAGCGAGUUGAUCCUUUGCAAGAGCUCAGGACGCUACAACUCCCACUGCCAAACCACAUUACAACUCCCUGAUACCUGUAACUGUGGGCUGCUGGUUGAACGGCUGAAAGCAAGGCUUGAGCUUGUUGAGUCCAACUUCACGCAAACCACACAGAGGAUGAGGAUGGAACUGGACCAGACCGCCAAAGAGAGGGACAACCUUAACUUGGAGGUCAUCCGUCUGCGGAGGGAAAGAUCCACACAUGAGAAGGAGGUGGACUUCUUCAGGCAAAAAUGCAAAGAUGACUUCACUCAGUCUUUGAGUGGUAUCUCCAACGUCUCCAAGGCUUUCCUAGACAAGAUCUCUUCCCUCGUCCCCUUGCACAGCCCCUUCCACCUCACCUGUCCCAGACAGAGGGAGCACCUGGAGCAGAUCCGCACCAACUGUACCAGCCUGUCCCUGGAAGUGGAGGACAAGUUCCAGCGUUACCUGAAUAAUGUGGGAACACAGGUGUCAAAGAUCCAGGGUGAGAACAGCCGCCUGAAGGCAGAGAACUGGCGACUGUCUGAAGACUACCGCUGGUGCAGCACCAACCGCACGGGCCUGAUCCUGCAGAACAGACAGAACUUGGACAAGAUGCAGCGCAAAUAUGAUGAGGAGAAAGAGAGACUCCUGAUAGACAAGAUGAGGCUGAAUGGAGAGAUAGACGUCCUGAAAAACAACAUCAAAUAUAAGAGUAGAGAGGUUGAUCACAUGAGCGAGCAACUGAAGCAACUCAACAUGUCCUGCAUGUUCAAGGUAGGGUUUGGUGGCUCAGCCUCUCGGCCAGGCACACAGUCCCAGUCUGCAUGGGGCUCCAGCUCUUAUGGUAUAAGUCAGACUAGUAGGGUAGGGUCAGGUGGGUUGGGUUUAAACUUAGGCUCCUAUGGGUCAGGUAUCAAUAAGCCAUCAACUGGAGCAGGCUCUUCAAGCUCAUCCCUCUUUAACUCUGGGUCCAGUAGCUCCAGUGGAUCAGCAUACAAUAAGCCAUCAACUGGGGCAGGCUCUUCAAGUUCAUCCCUCUUAACCUCUGGGUCCAGUAGCUCCAGUGGGUCAACAUACAAUAAGCCAUCAACUGGGGCAGGCUCUUCAAGCCUGUCCCUCUUUUCAUCUGGGUCCAGUAGCUCCAGUGGGUCAACAUACAAUAAGCCGGGCUCAUCAAGCUCGUCAUCUGGGUCCAGUACCUCCAGUGGGUCAUCAGUCAGUAAGCCAGCAUCAACUGGGGGACUUUUCUCAAGCUUUGGUUCAUCAGGCUCAAGCUCUAGCUCUAGUGGGACAGCAAAUAAGCCAGCAGUGAACACGAAAGUCACAUCACCCUUAGGGACAUCCUCUGGGUCAAGUGGGUCGAGUGGGGUAGGCGCAAAUAAACCAACAACAAAUCUGAAAACCCCUACUAGCCCUGGGUCAUCCUCUGGGUCGACUGGAUCGACAAGUAAAAGUGGGUCAAGCGGCUUAUCUUGGUUCGGGUUCGGGGGCAGUAGUUCAGGGCAAAGUAAGACAGGAACUGGAACAGGGAAAGGGCCAUCAACUGGGAAUAGUUAUGGUGGAUCCGGAUCAUCGUUUGGUGCAGGAAGAACGAGUGGAGGUGGCUCAAUCAGCGUCGCUCAACACCUUAAAGAUCUGCAACGCCUCAUCAACCCCUCUGGCCCAGAAGAGAAACAAGAUCUCUCCAGAAUGCUGGGCUAGUCCACCUUAUAACUUAAAAGAGAUUUAUCUUCAACUGCAUUUAUUCUGCACACCUAAAUCUCACGUUGGAGUUCACAUAUUUUAUAUCAAUAAAUGUACCAUUUAUGAUGCUGUGACAUUUUAUACUUCAAUAUGCAUUUAGAUUAGGAAUUUGAAUAUCUUUUGCACUUUAGAAUGUGAAAUGUGAAGUUUGUGUGUUAUGAUUUGUAUCUCCGCAGUAUGAUCAAGAACAUAAUGUAUUUUUAGACUGUAAAUAAAGACAAAUAAAACCUUUGUUUGAACGUAA